GAGCUCUAUGGUCGGAGAGGAGAAAUGCUGAGAGCGUUCUAGAAGGGCGCAGGCUCCGCCCAGCGGGGGAUUACUGACUACGGCGCGCGGGAGCGUCAGAAACUCUGAGUGAGAACUAGCAGCAGCAGCUGUAACAUAGAGGAAGGUCUAUCGCGAGAUUAGCAACACUGGAGGAGGGCGGAGGUGACCCCAUAGUGACGGUAGUCCUUUUCCCUCCUAGGAGGACGCUGGCAUGGCUGCCGCUGUCUGGCCUUGUAGCACACGACCAUUGUGCGGGAUGGAGUAUCACCAGCCUUCAAACUCCUCUCUUCUGCGGACCAACCCAUCAGGGAUUUCUGAAUCGCCAUUUCUUGGCACAUCAGCCAGUGAUCUCAACCAAAUAAGCAGCGUCUCUAUGGCUAGUGGGCUUAUCCAUAAUGAUCCAGACUUCAGUAACUAUAGCCAACACAACCCGAACACCAGCGCUGUUGGAGAUAAUGUUGGCCUGGUUUUGGGAAGCCAAGCGUUACUCCAAAGGCCUGACUGGUCCCCCGCAUCUUCUCUAACUAGCUGCACUGGGCUAAGUGGUCAACGCAGAAAGAAACAGAAACGCGAGCAGGCGGACUAUGAUUGCCCACUGAAGAAAAGGAAACUUUCAGUCUCACCUACAGCAGCUGUACUUGAAAGAGGCCAUGCUCUUGGUGUUUUUACUGGAGUCUCGCCACUGCCAUACUGGAACCCCAGCCAGUCACAUGUGAAGCAAACUUCUGCGCUUCCGGAUUUGCGUGACCAGUCCUUUGAAAUGAUGCACACAGCCCUCACUGAGUACAUGGAGGAAGUCCCUGUAGAAUCUCAGUGUGAAGCUACUCUGAGAAGAAUUAGGGAUAUUGAAAGCAGGUUAGUAGUGGAGGAUGAUGACGAACAACAACAACCUAUAGAGAGCCGUUUACCCACUCUUGUGAUGUCUGAUGUACUUGUGGAAGGCUUAAAAAAGGGAUUAGAUGAAUCCUUAACCAAGAAAAUUGUGGACUCUAUGAAUCGACCUUCUAUGGAGCUUGUUCUCUGGAAACCGCAACCGGAAUUUCUUAUUGAUAAACUACAGAGCAUUGCCAGUAGUUAUGAGGAUGAUUCUGACAUAUCCAAACAAGCCCACAGCACACCAGGAGCUUCCUUCCCUCAGGAAGAGGACUCCGACAAGCAGUGUACGCCCACUUUAAACUGUGAUAUUGACACAAUGUGGAACAGAGACGAAGAAGAAAUGGAACUAUAAAAGAUUUUUGAGUGUUAUAGAGGUUCCAGCUGAGAGGUCUGAUUUUCAUUUUGGCAGCUGCAAGAUUUUCCUUCAUGAAAACCUUGGACUAAAGUUGGUGUAAUUGUUGCUUGAAUGUUCGUCUUUGUAGGGAUGUUCUCCUCAACAAACUGUAUCUGUGGAUACUUGGCAUCUUCAACAAGCAAAAGUUUUAUUGGAGAUAAAUAAGUGCUUAGGUGGCUUUCUAUACCCAGGUGUCUGAAAUUAUAUAACUUACAAAAUGUUUUAUGUUGAUAAAUUUCUCAAUUAUGUUAGCAGUCCUUUUAUGUCUAAGGUUUGUGCAAGAGAAGGUGGUAAACUGUUACAUGAAUUGCACAUGUAGACCUACAGUAAACUAUUAACAGUAAACUCAGUAUUUAGUUGGGAGAAUUGUUGCUAGAAGCGAAAGAUAGUGUUUGUUUGUUUUGGGGUUUUUUGCAUUUUUGCAGAUACAAAUAUUGUAUAUUUGGAGUUUGUUGCGCUCCCUUCCUCCAUUUUGUUUGCUUUAAGUCAGUUUACAAAAUUAUUCUGAAUAAAAUUGUGGUCUUUAAUGAGUUGGAUUUUAAGUUGAUAUUGAUUUCACAGUUUGUAAAAAUAAAAAAAUACUUUUUGUAAUAAAAAUUGUUAAACAAU
This is a messenger RNA of Pseudophryne corroboree (corroboree frog), 1900 nucleotides long. It is a transcript of the gene CCDC117, whose product is annotated as coiled-coil domain containing 117. The transcript has 6 exons. Bases 233 to 1249 code for a protein of 338 amino acids. Lineage: Eukaryota; Metazoa; Chordata; Amphibia; Anura; Myobatrachidae. The record is from RefSeq and is a predicted model, not a curated record.